Messenger RNA from Daucus carota subsp. sativus, 2802 nucleotides. RefSeq names its product G-type lectin S-receptor-like serine/threonine-protein kinase At4g03230. NCBI's taxonomy places the organism in Eukaryota, Viridiplantae, Streptophyta, Magnoliopsida, Apiales, Apiaceae. Gene Ontology annotation, biological process: protein phosphorylation; recognition of pollen. The transcript is spliced from 7 exons. Bases 84 to 2615 code for a protein of 843 amino acids. Gene Ontology annotation, molecular function: ATP binding; protein serine/threonine kinase activity. The record is from RefSeq and is a predicted model, not a curated record.
AUUUUUGUGUGUUGACUCUAUGUUUUGUUUCUCAUAUAUGAAGUCUACUCACUUUGUUUUCUCCCAGAGGAAAGGAAAUUAAAAUGGCACAUCCACAUACUCAUAAAUCAAUCUCCUUCUUGUGCACAUUUCUGUUAUUUUUAUGUCAUCUGCAAUAUUUUUGUUCAGGAACAGAUAGCAUAAGGGCAGGCACCUGGAUCCACGACGGGGAAGAAAUCGUGGCAGCUAGCAAAAUUUUCCGGCUGGGUUUUUUUACACCUAACGGAAGCAGUGGUCGAUACGUUGGAAUAUGGUACUCCAACAGUCCGGGAGUGAUUGUAUGGGUGGCCAUCCGAGACAAGCCAAUACCAACCGGUGUUAAUGGAACUUUUGGCAUAGACGCAAAACGGGGUGACCUGGAGGUGUCUGACGACAGUGGUAAUUAUAGUAUAUAUUUCUCCACAUAUGUUGGCCCCAAUUCAAAGCUUUGGAUCGCUAAACUGUACGACACUGGUAACUUGGUGCUGACGAAUGAUCGAGGCGAAACAUUGUGGGAAAGCUUCGAGAAUCCAACUGAUACGUUUCUUCCAGGAAUGAAAAUGGACGGGAAUCUCAAUUUGACGUCAUGGAAAAGUAAGGAAGAUCCUGCACCUGGAAACUUCUCGUUUAAGUUGGAUGAAGAGACUGGAGGAGGCGGAGGAUACAAAAUUACGAAAUCCGAGUUAAUUACAGCUUACUGGAAGAGUGGGGGAGAUUCUACCACUAGCUUCCUGCCUAAACAAAUGAGUCCCUCAGUUUCCACAUUGUUAACCAAUGCCGUUACCCAUAGAAGGAAAGCUAUUAUUCCACCAAGGUUGUUUAUGCAGUCUAAUGGGGAGAUUGAGUACUUGAGCUGGGAUUUUGGCCAAAAAAGAUGGUUAAUUUUAUGGUCCGAACCAAAAGGGCCAUGCAGUGAAUUCCAAGUUUGCGGUCAUUCUGGUAAAUGUCGACCCGAGCCUCAAAAUCCUAAUACGACGUCGUGCACCUGUUUCCCUGGGUUUGAACCUAUUAAUGGGGACGAUUGGAAGGCAGGUGAUUUUUCUGGGGGUUGCAUAAAGAAACCGAGUAAAUGUACACGCCGCCUGAACGAUACAUCUUACGUCCAACUAAAUGUGAAAAUGGUGCGGUCAAACACACCGAAUUUUAAUGGUGAAAUUUCAGAGGAUAUGUGCAACUUGAAAUGCUUAAAAGAAUGUAAUUGCCAAGCCUACUCUUAUGGUAGUAAUAAGACGAAUGACAGGAACAGUGGGUGCUGGUUUUGGUUCGAUAAUCUUGAAGAUAUUCAGGAGGGAUCUGAUGGUGUCCCUAUCUUCUUCCGUGUCGACCCCCCUUCAGAUAAUGACCUGGGAUCGAAUCCUCCAGCUUCAGCAGUGAAUCAACCAAGAGACAAUGGUUCCUCGCCAACUAACUGGAGGAUAAUUAUUAUACCAGCCACUGUGAUAUUUGCAGUUGCACUACUUUGCAGCCUUACCUGCAUUUUUUACAGAAGGAUCGUGGCGAAAAGAAAAGCUCGAAAUAUCAAAGAAAAUCAAGCCCUUCAGUUGUCUGAUAAUGAAGAUCAAUUUGGAGAAGAUGACAAAAAAGACAUUGAUGUACCUUUCUUUGAAUUGGAGAGCAUAGUGGGUGCCACAGACAACUUUUCAAAGGCAUAUAAGCUUGGAGAAGGGGGAUUUGGCCCUGUUUACAAGGGAAUGUUUCCAGGUGGAGUAGAGAUUGCUGUAAAGCGGCUGUCAAGCAACUCUGGGCAAGGUUUGAAGGAGUUCAAGAAUGAGGUGGUGCUGAUUGCUAAACUUCAGCAUCGGAAUCUUGUCAGGCUUUUGGGGUACUGCAUCAAGGGGAAAGAAAAGAUUUUACUCUACGAGUACAUGCCAAACAAAAGUUUAGAUGCUUUAAUAUUUGAUUCAAAUCGAAGUAUGUUACUGAACUGGGCAGCACGAUUUGACAUCAUAAUAGGAGUAGCUCGAGGGCUUCUCUAUCUUCAUCAAGAUUCUAGAUUGAGAAUUAUUCAUCGAGAUAUGAAAGCAAGCAAUAUUUUACUAGAUGAUGAGAUGAACCUGAAGAUUUCUGACUUUGGCUUGGCAAGAAUUGUUGGACGAAGAGACACAGAAUCUAGCACCACUAGAGUUAUAGGAACCUACGGUUAUAUGGCUCCAGAAUAUGCACUAGAAGGCCAGUUCUCAGUUAAGUCUGAUGCCUUUAGCUUCGGGGUAGUUGUGCUUGAGAUCGUCAGUGGGAAAAAGAACACUGGCUUCUUUGACCCCCAACUUGCCCUGAGUCUUCUAGGCUAUACUUGGAAUUUGUGGAAAGAAAAGAAGCCGUUGGCUUUACUGGAUGAGACGCUAGUGGGAUCGUGCAACGACAGUGAAGUGGUGAAGUGCAUUACCGUAGGGCUUUUAUGUGUACAGGAAGACCCCAAUGAUCGUCCUGACAUGUCAAAGGUAGUUUUUAUGUUAAACGGUGAAACUGAAACCCUUCCAAAUCCAAAGCAGCCGGCUUUCAUUACAAGAAAUCGAUUUGAAGGCACAACUUCAUCGUCCAAUAAACUAGAAACACAGUCCAACAAUGAAAUAACAUUUUCUGUAGAGGAUGGCCGGUAAAAGAUUUAGCUGACUUCUUACAAGCCAAAUGAAGCCAGUCGAUUGUAUAAUUGUAAUGUAGCAUUAUGUUUCAUUGUACUGAAAUGUGCAUUUGCAUUGAAAGGGGUAUAUUACUCUUUGUAGAGAUUUAUGUUACCUUCUUGUCUUGUCUCCUCUGGUUGAAAGGCGUAGUUAUUUACUGUGAUAA